ACUCGUGAGAACAGGCAGAAACAGCUCAGUGAUCAUGACUUCUACUUUUGCAAAAGUAACGUCAGAAAACUCAUACCUUUGUCUCUGGUCCUCUUUAUUUAAGGUUUAUCAUCUGAUUAACCCUUUCAAGCAGCACUGAUGCCUUUCAAACUACAUCAAAAUGGAGUGUCUGUCAUCUGUAAAGAUUUUACAGAAGAAGACAUUUCUGGUCCUCUUGGUCAUCUGUACUGCCAGUUUUUUGCUGCACAUGAACCACAUCAACUGGACCAUGGAGGUCUUCCAUAGAAGUCCAGCCUCUCACUCUCUGGCGCAUAAGCAUACCAACGUUGCUUUCCUCAAGACCCACAAGACAGCCAGCAGCACCCUGCAGAACAUACUGUUUCGAUUUGCAGAGCACAACAACUUGACGAUGGCAUUGCCUAGAUCAAACUGUGCUCCCCUGUUCUGUUACCCAAA
Molecule: messenger RNA, 456 nt
Organism: Austrofundulus limnaeus
Lineage: Eukaryota; Metazoa; Chordata; Actinopteri; Cyprinodontiformes; Rivulidae
Gene: gal3st3
Product: galactose-3-O-sulfotransferase 3
Biological process (GO): glycolipid biosynthetic process
Cellular component (GO): membrane
Molecular function (GO): galactosylceramide sulfotransferase activity
Source: RefSeq, a predicted model, not a curated record